AUGUCAAAGCACCACGAAAAGCGUUGGACAUCUUGGUUCAAAGCAAACCAGCGUGAGGAGUCUCCCACACAACUUACCGCCAUCGCACUCGCGAAACUUCCCCCAGAGCUGCUCCGGAUGAUAUUCUAUCAUCUAGCGCUGGACCUGUUCUAUACGAGCGCUACACAGUCAGAACCAGCUCGACCUGUGUCUCUUGGAUGGGCAGUCGUCACCCACGUCUGUCGGUACUGGCGAGAUGUGGCCCUCGCAGACGCUCGUCUCUGGGGUUACGGUAUUUUCCACAACCGUAGAUGGGCAGACGAGAGCACCCUCCGCUCUAGGGACGCACCAUUAUAUAUACGCACUCCCUCCAACCCCUUCUUGAACUCUCCAGAUGCAGUUCGCCUUCGCGAAGCCUAUAUGGCUAAUCCUCGUGUUCUGCUGGACUUCGCUCAUGACCCUGUAGAACUGGAAGUGCUGGAAGUGGGUCCACCUUCUGUGUAUGACGGGUCGAACCUGUUCAUCACAUUCACUUUCGGGCUCAAAUUUCGGUACAGUUCUUUCGCUUACCCCUUCUGCGCCGCGCCGAGCCUAAGGCGGCUACGACUGUGUCAUCGAGAGUUUUUCUGGGACGUGAUUGCGUCUUCAAACCUUACUUUUCUUCAUAUCGAACUUCCCCGGUCUUUCCACGAUGUAAUGAAUACACGCGCCGAAGCUCUCUCAGCUUUAAAACACCUUCAAACCCUCGAGACGCUUAUACUCAUCAACUCCAUGCCGUUGAAGGGCACCGACCCCCCAGGUACUGCCCAUCCCGUCGUGUCGUUACCAGCCCUCAGCAAGAUUACCCUCAUCGAUAAUCCAGAACCAUGCGCAUGGUUUUUGUCUCGUCUCGAGAUUCCAACGUCAGCGUGUGUUGCUUUGUGCUGCGACUCUGACACCGAUUACGACAGCUUCCCAUCCCUUCUUCGUCUUCUAUCCGCUCAUAGCACUCGAUUGAGCGAGUCACAGUCAGAGCCAGACCGUCUCAUUUCACUCUGCAUCGACAUCUAUUCGAAUCAGCUUUCGCCGGGGUGUUAUAUUCACGGUCUACACGUCAAGGCAUGGCGAUCUCCGCAUACCUUUUCUGACAUGCCCGAGAGCAUGCACACGACGAAGACCGACGCUUCCAUCGCAUUUUCCUUCGAGCUCGGACCAAGACUAGAGUCCUCCUUUGCGCUGUUGUACCACACUCUGCUCGAUUCGACGUUCGAUCUCCGCCACGUCCGUACACUACGUGUUGCUGAGCUCUAUCACUGCCGUUGGGCGAGCGAUUGGUUAGAGCUCCUCCCGAAGUUUCACAACCUCGAAUCUAUAUCUGUUGAAUGGAGCGCCGCGGAUCCAUUCAUUCGGACCCUCGCCGCGAACAAGCUCGGCCGCAAUUACUCUGAGUUUAUCGAUAAACCGAUUUGGUCUUACACCGGCUCCCCAUCCCCAAAGCUGGUCGGGCCAAACGCGCCUCCCAUCGUUCUUCCGAACCUCCAGCACAUCACACUCGCGGACACUUGCCUGGAUCCCGCCGACAGACCGGAAGGAUGGCUCGUUUACGAUGUCGUGUUGAGGACUUUGGCGGCAAGGAGGGCUUUACUGAGCGAUGGAAAAAAGUUGAGUCUGACGAUUCGCGGGUGUGUGAUCGAACCAGGCGCGGUCAGGAAGUUGUGGGAGGCUUUACCGGACGUGAGGUGGGAUGGAGAUGGAAGGCUAUGGGAGAGGUCACUCGAGUCGUCAGAUGAAUCGGAUUGGGGGUUUGAGGAUCAAGUGGAGAUCUAA
Stereum hirsutum FP-91666 SS1 is the source of this 1785-nucleotide messenger RNA. RefSeq lists its product as uncharacterized. NCBI's taxonomy places the organism in Eukaryota, Fungi, Basidiomycota, Agaricomycetes, Russulales, Stereaceae. The coding region runs from base 1 to 1785 and encodes 594 amino acids. The transcript has 2 exons. The record is from RefSeq and is a predicted model, not a curated record.